Molecule: messenger RNA, 1518 nt
Organism: Lachancea mirantina
Lineage: Eukaryota; Fungi; Ascomycota; Saccharomycetes; Saccharomycetales; Saccharomycetaceae
Source: the annotation of a GenBank genome assembly
AUGGCUGCACGGGUGGAGGCUCUCUUCUGCGAAAAAACCGUACCGCAAUUACGCGAUUAUAGGCUCCAGCUAUCGCAGGAGCUGGUGCGCGCUGAAAAUAAGCUACGACUCGAGCUUGGGCACAGAUAUGAUGACCUUUUGGCGGUGACGAAAGAGGUGGAUACCAUUUUUGUGCAUUGCAAAGAGAUAGACGCCAGUCUGAUGGAGCUGUGCUUCAACGACAGCCAGUAUAAACUCGAUAACAUUUCAGAACCGCAGCUGCGUCAAAGAGGCGCUAAGCGCGCUACAGCGGUGCCAGCCGCAAGUCAUCGUAGCUCACACGCAGAAACCACGCUCUCGGUGGCCAGUUGGACUCGAGCGGUGCGUUCUUUCAACAAGGAUCCAGAAAACUCAUCCAAUUUUGACAAUGUAUUGGCCAAAUUCGCCGUUCUGCGGCAAUUGACCAAGUUGGACACGUUCCGCACUGCUGUUGAGUCCCACUGUGCGGGUCUCGAGAUGCGGCUGCUUGAAGAACCUCCUUCGUUCACGCCAUCUCAACUGGUGCAGUUGCACACGUUUCUGCAUGAGAAAAGCGCCAAUUAUGAAUUUCAACACCUCAACGAACUCGACCAGCUCAUUUUCGACAGCUUGUUGAAACAACAGGAUCUGAUCGAGGAACCGUAUGUGGGUCCGAAUGAAACCCUCGUCAUCAAUUUUUUGUCCAGCGCGCCUUUUAAGCGCAGACUCGUCGAAAAGCUUCUGCAAGACGCCCAGAUCGAGAUCCACAAUUAUCGGGCAGCAGCUCGCGACGACACACCCAUUGAAACCUACCGGCGGUGCGACAGCAGCAACAUUACCAAAUUCGUUCAAGACAUUGAUCUGUACUGUCGCGGUCUUACAACGCAGGGCCAACAAAGGCUUUUCGCUUUGGUUGAGAACACGCUUGUCACUCUUUCGAAGCUCAGAACUAGCGAUGCAACCGCUGACGAAAUUGCGUCGCUAAAAUCUCAGAUCAAGGCCAUUUUACAAAAGGAACUCGACAAAGCACAGUUGACGCAGGACGACGAGCACGUCGCAUUUGAAAGAGCUUUAGCAAACAAUUCUGAUCGAAACGCUGAUAUAAACGGUGCAAGAGAAGUACAGGCGCACAAAAGUGAUUCGCCGUCAAACGCUGAACAGCCCAUAACUACGACCGGCCCUGAGUCCGACCAAGACAGUGCAAACGCACCUUUGGGUCAAAAGAACGAAGAAUCUGACCGCACCGAUGUCUCCAAUUCUGUCCCGAGCGGCAUGCACACUACGCAAGACAACAAUAUCAAUGCUACCCAAGAUGAAAGUACAGAAACUCAAUCCCAACUAGAAGGUUCUGAAAUGACAAGUUCCAGUGUUCAAGGCCAACACGAGAGCUCCACCAUUGUCGCCACUGAUUCCUCUCAGAUAACCACCGACCAGAUACUUGACUCAUUGCUCUCGGUCACCAAUCAAACUAUUUUCCGCAGCUUCCUCAUACAAAAGUUGGCAAACAUUGAGUCAUCUUGA